UUCAAAAUGAACUUUGAAUUAUCAUGGUUAAUGCUGUAAAAGUGCUGUUGUCCUGUGUGACUUGGACUGUCGUUUGUCAGAGACGUGAAAUAUCACAGUCCUUUGAGAUGACAAGAUAACUAUGUUUUGUGUUUGCUAUUGUUUCCCAUCCUUUUACAUCCUGUUACGUCUGCAGGCUGCAUUUUUCACUGGAUCCAGUAUGCACUAUAAAGCUGGAGUAAGAAAGCAGUUCAGCUUUGCUGUCUGGCCUCCACUGCUGCAGUUUGCAGUGGCCUAGAAAGCAACCCUCUGUAAAAAGGAGCACACAAAGGCUGGUGCAGGGCCUUCAGUUCACAUGACACAUCUCAUUAGUUCAUCUAACUGGGAGAUCCGAACAGCCUGCCAGUUUUCUGAUUCUUAUGAUGCCAUCUGCAUGCUCUGGGAAAGGACGCUAAAUGUCUGCGCUGGUAAUGUGCAAGCCUGCUCGACAAACUACCGAAAUGGCAGUGGGAGAGUUGAUGCAGUGAAGAAUGGGGGGCUGGCUACCUCUGAGGGCAAAGAGUUUUACCAUCUUCAUGGCAGGAUCUGGAGGUCACUGUAUGGACUGUAUCCCUACAAGUCAAGCAUGAUUGGGCUGGAGGCACUGGCUGACCCCUCAGAUGACUGGGACAUUGUGGAGACCAUUGGAAAGGGAACCUAUGGCAAGGUGUACAGAGUCAUCAACAAGAAGGAUGGAAGUCAAGCAGCUGUGAAAAUCCUGGAUCCCAUUAAUGAUGUCGAUGAAGAGAUUGAGGCAGAGUACAACAUCCUGCGCACUCUCUCCAACCAUCCUAAUGUAGUGAAGUUUUUUGGUAUGUUCUACAAGGCUGACGAGCUCUCUGGAGGACAGCUGUGGCUGGUGCUGGAGCUGUGUAAUGGGGGUUCAGUAACAGACCUGAUAAAGGGUUUGCUGAUGAGGGGGAAACGUCUGGAGGAGCCUGUCAUCUCUUACGUCCUCUGUGGUGCGCUAUUGGGCCUGCAGCAUCUGCACAACAACAGAAUCAUCCAUCGUGACGUCAAGGGGAACAACAUCCUGCUCACCACAGAUGGAGGAGUCAAGCUGGUGGACUUUGGUGUUUCAGCUCAGCUGACGAGCGCACGCUUGCGCAGAAACACUUCUGUGGGAACGCCUUUUUGGAUGGCUCCUGAGGUGAUAGCGUGUGAGCAGCAGUUUGACUACUCAUACGAUGCCCGCUGUGAUGUCUGGUCUCUGGGUAUCACCGCUAUAGAGCUGGCUGAUGGAGAUCCACCUUUGUCUGAGAUGCAUCCUGUAAAAGCUCUGUUCAAAAUACCACGGUGA
Pygocentrus nattereri (red-bellied piranha) is the source of this 1318-nucleotide messenger RNA. Its product is annotated as myosin-IIIb-like. NCBI's taxonomy places the organism in Eukaryota, Metazoa, Chordata, Actinopteri, Characiformes, Serrasalmidae. The record is from RefSeq and is a predicted model, not a curated record. The transcript is spliced from 9 exons. Bases 335 to 1318 code for a protein of 327 amino acids. Gene Ontology annotation, molecular function: protein kinase activity; ATP binding. Gene Ontology annotation, biological process: protein phosphorylation.